AUGAAGCCAGUGGGAGUACAAACCAACUUGCAAAACCUCAAAACUUCGGACUCUGCACUCGCAUCCCUGGAGAUAGUACAUACCCUUUCACGAUCAAGGAAACAUGAAGCCUUAUUCAAAACUCAACCACACCCAUCUCACCAUCUUGAAUCCGUGAUCUCUUCUAUAAUCACAUACUCUCACACCUCCAAACAUCAAAAUGCUCUCAACAAUCCCUGA
This is a messenger RNA of Morchella importuna, 219 nucleotides long. RefSeq lists its product as uncharacterized. Lineage: Eukaryota; Fungi; Ascomycota; Pezizomycetes; Pezizales; Morchellaceae. The transcript is spliced from 5 exons. Bases 1 to 219 code for a protein of 72 amino acids. The record is from RefSeq and is a predicted model, not a curated record.